AUGUCUUGCCCUGCCCGGCCGGUGUUCGGCCCUAUUUCCGGCCAAUCGCUCUGGGAUUAUGCCGCUGCUCUUAAGUUGAAAUGUGAAAGACAGAAGGACUUUCAGGACCGCUUCGGAUUCAAGAGAUGUUCCUCGGAGCUGCUGAUGGCCGUCGUAGACGCCUGCUUGGAGAUCUGCCGCCGCGUCUUGAAUACACACCCUACGGACCUUGGGGUAGACAACUCUCGCAAACUGGACGUGCUUGUAGCAGGCCUCAACCACUUGAACGAGAAGCUAGCCGGAGUCGAUGUCGGAUUCCGGGAUGAACCCCGGCCUAUUCCAGCUGUGUUUGGCGGCCCGGCUUUGGUGAAGGAGGAGUCUCAUGAGAUGAAUCUGUCGGCGGCACUCUAUGGAGCCCCCUCCUACCCAUCACCAGAGGUUGCUGAAUCCAGUGAACCACCGAAUAGGAUGUACCAAACGCCGGACAUCCAUCCUCCUCUUAUUCACGCGCAAACAACCAGUCAAUCGCCCACCGAAUCGAUUCGCGAGUCCACUACAGCCGAGGAAGAAACUCUCAGCAUCACUGCAUCCUGUGUGAACGAGCCGGGAAACAAGGCGCCGGUGGUCACAUCUACCUACAAGGUUCUGAUGCACGGUAUAAGAACUGGAUUCAAGAUUGUGACGCCGGAAGGCAAAGAGGGGAUGAAACAGGAUAUCCUAUGGUACAACCAGGAGCGCAUUCCUGGUGCAGUGAUAGUGGAUGUCGAAUGGCUACCGGUCGACUCCGACAGUGCUCGAGAUGCCAGCAAUACGGACACGACGGAGCAGAUUGCCACGCGCCUGUUAGGUGCGCGGUCUGUGCCGGAGCUCAUGAUCUGUCCCGAUGCACCAACCGUUCCCGUCCCUUAUGCGCUCUCUGUUGGGGACCUCAUAAAUCCUGGAAUCAAUCCUGCAAAUACCACAACGAGGCGCGGGCGGAAGUGA
Molecule: messenger RNA, 963 nt
Organism: Coniosporium apollinis CBS 100218
Lineage: Eukaryota; Fungi; Ascomycota; Dothideomycetes
Exons: 4
Coding region: 1-963 (320 amino acids)
Source: RefSeq, a predicted model, not a curated record